AUGACGGCUCCUGCAUCGGAACCUGAGAGCAUUGCCUCUCUGGAGAGGACGUGGAAUGCCGACAAGUCGGAGCUCGAGCGUUCGCAGAGGGUGCUGCAGCAACUUCGAGCCAUACUGCUGCCGCUGCAGCAGAGGCUGGUCGUCUACUCCGAGUUUCCUGAAUUGGAGGCCACCGCAUCGGCCUGCCUUUGGACAGUCUCGAUGCCGUCGGCACGUGUAAGUACGGCUCUUGUCCUACCUGUUGAAAAUCGGCGAGCGAAGACAUGCACUGCGUCUGUGCUGUCUGCUGUUGCAGCGGAGCUGGGAGAAGCUGAAUUAGAGGCAUCCCCACCAGAUGAGGGCGACGACGGUAGUCCUGCUGCCGAGCCGAACGAUUCCACGCAGCACGCUGCCUCUCAGUCUCCUGGGGCUGAGCUCCUUCUAGAGCUUGAGGAGAUUUUUGAUGCAUGCGCUCCACCCAAAGGGUGUCUGUGUGAAGGGUCUUUCCAAAGAGUGGUGGCUUUCUUGAACGAGCGGUUCGGUGUGGGAAUUCAAUGUCACGACGCAGAGCGGCUUCGGAUUCAAUGCCUUAACGGACGAGGCGAAGUUGAUCGCCAGGUAUUUCUCAGAGAGGUGGGCACGCUCUUGAAGGCACUCAGGUCUUCUCAGGGCCUCUCACUCACACAGCUUCGGAUCAUCAUGGCGACGGCCUUUGAGCGCUUCGACACGGAUGCAGAUGGCAACAUCAGCGAGACCGAGUUUGCAGCGGCCUUAUCCAGCUGCGACAUCCAUCUGAGUGGGCCUGAAAUAGCAGUGCUUUUGAAGCUCUUGGCGCCGGGCUCCUCGCACGACGCUGCCUCUGUGAUGAGGGAGGAGCAAGUUCAGGCAGCUUUCGAGGGCGCGCGCGAGAAUUUGGCCGAAGCCACGGGAUGGAACAGUGCACUGAAGAUGGCAGAGCGGCUGCUUGCCGUUUUCAACGAACCAGGCACCCCGAAGAGCCAGCUUUACCGCACGAUCGCUGCUUUUGUCGGCAAGGAUGUGACAAGUGAGAUGCUGGCUGACACAAGUGAGCUUCUCAUCACCUUGGCAAGUGUGGUGCUCGUGUUGCAUGCCCACAGCCCUGAAGGGCAGAUGCUUCCGGCUGAAUGGCUGGAUCAGUUCAAAGUCCUUGCAAAUGACAUGUCCGGUGCAUUCAACGACCUGUUCGAAUCCGGCCCAAUGGGCCCGGUCCUGUUGUCAGGGCUUCUAGGAGCCUUCAAAUCCCUGCGGACCCAUGAGCAAGUGUCCCUGAACGAGCGAGAGGCUUUGCUUUUUGCUCGUGGCUUUCACGACAGAGGUUGUUCUACGACUCUCUUUCAGAAGUUGCUGGCAUGUGGGCAUUGUCAAUGGACAUCCGCUGCAGCAGGAGACGUGUUGCAGGGAUCGACGACAUGGCAGAUUCAAGUUCUUGUCCGUGGGGAAGUAGAAACGUGGAGUUCAGAGAAAAGUCUGACUAUCCAACCCGGCGAGGUCGUGAAGAGGUGCUGUGAUGGCGAGAAGAUGAUUGCAUCCACCGGUGCGUUGUAUGUCACCCUUGAUGCUGAACAGCUGGCCCAGUGCAUUCAGAACUCCUCAGACAGUCUCCUUGUCGCGUUGGCCAAGGAGCUUUUGGAGGAUGCCGGGAUCGAAGAAGCGGCCGAAGUGGAAAGCCGUUCCGAACUGGGCACUGGGGAGGGCCCUCAGAGCCCGGAAAGCCCGGCUGGAUGGCUUUCGCCUCUCAAGGCUGCCCUGCAGGUGCAAGCCAAGCGAAAGGGGUUCUCAGUAUGCACAGAAAUCACCGAUGGCCUACAGCACAUCAUAUCACAAACGGAUAUUUCCAUGCCGGAGAAAUUGGAGAGGUGUCGUGCUUUAGUCCUCGACAAUGCAGAUGUUUUCGUUGAAAGCUUCGAGGCGCUCGUGGACAUAACUGGAGCUUGUUCUGCACUUCUUGCUCUGUGGAACCAUUCUUCAGCUCCGACACCCGAGAACAUUCUCCAGCUGGCUCCAAUAAUGAUUCUCCUGAGUCUAGUCGCUGUGCAUGCUGCACGUCGUGGUGCAUCUACCGUUUUUAGCUCCCUGGGUGUGGCGAGUCCAUAG
This is a messenger RNA of Symbiodinium sp. CCMP2592, 2094 nucleotides long. The record is from the annotation of a GenBank genome assembly. NCBI's taxonomy places the organism in Eukaryota, Dinophyceae, Suessiales, Symbiodiniaceae.